Molecule: messenger RNA, 2667 nt
Organism: Geosmithia morbida
Lineage: Eukaryota; Fungi; Ascomycota; Sordariomycetes; Hypocreales; Bionectriaceae
Product: Protein of unknown function (DUF3433)
Exons: 2
Source: RefSeq, a predicted model, not a curated record
ACCGCCCCGACUGGGGCGGACUCUUAUCGGUACAACCACAUCAACCACCACGACACUCACACUCAGCCUGCACCUAAACCCUCAUCAUCACGAUACCAGCGGAGUAGACACCAUUCAGCAGACAGCAGCGUCUCGGAAACCGAGCAGCAACAGUCGCUACUGCAGAACAGCUACGAGAAUCCUUCUUCUUCUGCUCAGCCCAACCACAACUCGGCUCCCUCGCCCGCCGUCCGCUUCAACGAGGCACAGCUCGCCAUGUUCUCGGCCCAGAGCGCCCCCAUGGCCGGCCUCAAGGACGAGCUCACCCUCGCCGCCGGCAAGGUCACGCCGGGAGUCGACGACACCCCUCACAUCCAGUACGCCAUUGACGCCCUCACUGGUAGGCGUCGCGGUGACGACGACGAAUACGACGAGCUGGACCUUCAGGAUGCCGCCUUGGGCCGCCAGCAGCAGCGGCGGCGACGCUUCCAAAACUUCCAGCCUGCCGGAGAAUACCAGCCCGUCGAUCAGGCAGUCACCCACCCCGACUCCCCGCUUCGACAGCUUCCUCCCCUCACCCGCGAACGCACCCCGACCACGAGCCACCCGCCGCCCCUCGUGAUGCCCGAGACGGUGUACGGCAGCCCCAACCGCAUCGGCCACCGCGCCAGCAUCAGCGAAACGACCUCCCUGCCACGCACCCCCGUGUCGCAGGACGAGCGCUUCCGCCCUCUGUCACCCGUGUCGACGCGCAUCAUCACCCCCUUCUUCCCCGCCGAACAGGGCGAGGGUGAGUACCAGCAGCAUAGCCAGCAGUCUCUCCCGCAGCCCAUCGCCGGCCCCUUCACCCGCUCCGUACCUGCCCGCGCCGGCCCGGACAUGUGGGUCCCUGUCACCCGUAACAUGCGUGACAACUUCUACCCCAGCGAGGCCGCAUACCCUCCCCUGACGUACAAGCCGCGCCUCCUCCGCCCUUACUCCUUCAUCUUCUUCAUCUUGCUGUGCCUGGCCAUGGUGGCCUGCCUGAUCACGGCGACCCUCUACUCCAACAGCCACGAUGGGCUCACCCCUUACAGCGGCACCAUCUACUCGGGCACCUACUUCCUCUUCCGCAUCCUGCCGCAGCUCGUGGCCGCCCUGAUCCUGGUGUAUGCGCAGGCCGUUGCCAUCACGUCGCAGCGCAUCCUCCCCUUCGCCAGCAUGGCCAGCGAGGACGCGCGCGACCGGUACCUGUCGCUGUUCCGCAACCUGUACCCGUCUAGCCUUCUGUGGCCCCGGGGCGUCUCCUCGGGCCCCUGGCAGGCCGCCGUCUUCAGCGUGGUCUCGUGGCUCGCCCUGUUCACCGUGCCGCUAGCCAGCUCGCUCUUCACCUGCAUCCUCGACGGCGAGGUGUGGACGUGGGCGCCAGUAAGGGGCAUCGCCUGGACGCUGGUGGGGCUGUACGCCGUCAUGGCCGUUGCCGGUGCGGUGCUCAUGGCCUUCUGGCUGCGCAGGUGGACGGGCCUCAUGUGGGACCCGCGCUCCAUCGCCGACGUCGUCACCCUGCUCAACCGCAGCAACACGACGGACGGGUACGCGGCCGCCGACGGUGCCUCCACGACACGCUCCCUGCGCGACCUCCUCCCCUCCCGCUGGCUGGACCGCCUGGGCUACUGGCGCACCGACGGCGACCACACCGGCAGCAUCUGGUACGGCAUCGGCACCCCGGGCACCUUUGGCGACCGCGAGGCCCACCUGGUCAGCGAGCUCAUGGGCAAGCGCAUCAGCCACAACACCUCCUCGUCCAUCGCGUCCGACGACGUGCCGAGCACGGGCGCCUACGCCCGGAGCUACGAACACCUCCCCGGCUUCCUGCGCACGGGGCCCAUCCUGGUCUUUGCCGCCACCUCGGGCGUCCUGCUUGUGGGUCUGAUGGUGGUGUCGUUCCUGCCCCAGACGCAGCUGGACAGGGGCUUCCUCCCCAAGCUGUCGGCCAAGCCGGUGCAGCCGGGUGCAUUCUCGGCGGCCAACUUCCUGUACAGCUUCGUCCCGUCGCUGCUGGGCAUCGUGCUCUUCCUGCUGAUCCAGAGCCUGGACCAGGCGGUGCGCGUGGUGCAGCCGUGGGCCGAGCUGACCAGCCCGUUGGGCGGCGUGGCGCGCAAGUCCAUCCUGGCCGAGUACGCGGCGUGCUGCCACCCGCUCGAGGCGACGUGGCGGUCGGCGCGCGUGGGCCACUGGCGCGUCACGGUGCUGUCCCUCGUGGCCUCGCUGUCGGUGGGCAUCCCCGUCCUCGCAGGCGGCCUGUUCAUGGCCCUGACCACGGGCUCCGGCCGUGUCCGCAUGUUCCCCAACAUCCCCGUGUACGGCGUCCUGCUGGCCCUGCUGUUUCUCUACGUCGGCAGCGUGACCAUGAUGGUGCCUCGGAGGGACGGCUUCCGCCUCCCCCACGCCGUCACCUGCAUUGCCGGCCUGGUCAGCCUGUGCACGGCCGACGAGCUCACGCGCGACGCCGCCUUCCGGUCCGUCCGCUCCCGCGCCGACCUAGAGGCCCGUCUGGGCGUCGACAGGGAUGCCGACCUGCGCGAGGAGAGCGUCUGGUGCUUUGGUGUCGUGCCGGGCAGAGACGAGCAGAGGCUGAGCGUCAGGAGGCUACGACGGUUCACCGAGAAGAUGCCGCUGUAUAGGGAUCAUGCUACUUCCAUGGUCUGA